Molecule: messenger RNA, 1446 nt
Organism: Hippocampus comes (tiger tail seahorse)
Lineage: Eukaryota; Metazoa; Chordata; Actinopteri; Syngnathiformes; Syngnathidae
Exons: 4
Coding region: 765-1391 (208 amino acids)
Source: RefSeq, a predicted model, not a curated record
GAAGUCACAUUCAAGCAAUUCAAGUCAUUGAGAAGAAAAAUCAUCUUUAUUAUUUGAACUGAAUACAGGUGGCAAGGAUGGGAAUCUCUCUCUCCUGAGGAAAGUAAUUUCAUCCGUUCUGGAUGUUGCACAUGAAGCAUAUUUGACAAUAAAGUUGACUUGACUUAGCUUGCCAUUACACAUUAACGAUCACUCGAUGAUAAGGAUGAUGAGGACUGAAUGCAUGAGGACGAGUUUUGUUUUGGAAUAAGAACAACUCUCUUUGAUCUGGGGUGACAUGGCCAGCAAACCCAGGGGGUGGAUUGGUUGUUGAUUAAAGUCCAAGUCCGGGUGGUUGUGUUCAUCCAGAGUAACUGCUUUUGGCGAGGCAGAUCUUGGUGGGGACCUAGAUGGUGGUUCAGGUUUGAAAAGGUCACGUUCCAGAUUGUUGUUUUCAUCUGGGGUCACAGAUGGUCCAGGUUGACAGGAUGCUAGUCCAGGUGGGUUGUUUUUAUUUGGAGUAUUUGAUGAUGGCAUGGGUUGUUCUGGUAGUGGUGCAGGUGUGAGAAGUCAUCGUGCAGGUUGACAAUUUGGUGUCCAGAUGGGUGGUGUUGCACUGGUGGCUGACAUUUGCCAGGGUUGCUUCGUAUGAUAUGAAAUAAAAUUUGGAUCAGGAGGUGGUGGCAGUGGGCCAUGUGGCUAAUAUGGUGGUUGGCCAGGUGGCCAAUAUGCUGGUGGAGCAGGUGGCCAAGGUGGUCGUUGCCCAUGGUUAAAGGGAGGCCAAUAUGGAUAAUUUAUUGGUGGCCCAGGAGGACCUGGUGGUCCAGGUGGUCCUGGUUCACUUGGUGGUCCUGGUGGUCCAGGUGGUCCAGAUGGUCCUGAUGGUCCAGGUGGUCCUGGUGGUCCUGAUGGCCCAUCUGGUCCAGGUGGUCCUGGUGGGCCAUCAAGUCCAGGAGGUCCUGGUGGCCCAUCGAGUCCAGGUGGUCCAGGUGGUCCAUUUGGUCCUGGUGGACCAUCUGGUCCAGGUGGUCCUGGUGGUCCAUCUACUCCUGGAGGACCACCUGGUCCAGGUGGUCCUGGUGGACCAUCUUGCCCUGGUGGACCAUCUGGUCCGGUUGGUCCUGGAGGACCCACUGGUCCUGGUGGUCCUGGUGGCCCAGGUAGUCCUGGAGGAUGGGGUGUUGGUGGACUUCCUGGCGGUGAUCCAGGUGGAGAUCCAGGUGGACUUCCUGGUGGUGAUCCGGGUGGACUUCCUGGAGGUGAUCCUGGUGGACUUCCUGGAGGUGAUCCAGGUGGACUUCCUGGAGGUGAUCCUGGUGGACUUCCUGGAGGUGAUCCUGGCGGACUUCCUGGAGGUGAUCCAGGUGGACUUCCUGGCGGUGAUCCAGGUGGACUAUUGUCAUCUGGGGUAAAAGCUGCAUUGGAUGGCACUUGUCUCUUUAUCUUUGCAGAAAGACAGCUGGUUCC